Messenger RNA from Anthonomus grandis grandis, 4396 nucleotides. RefSeq lists its product as uncharacterized. Gene Ontology annotation, biological process: regulation of transcription by RNA polymerase II. The transcript has 13 exons. The record is from RefSeq and is a predicted model, not a curated record. Bases 598 to 3966 code for a protein of 1122 amino acids. Lineage: Eukaryota; Metazoa; Arthropoda; Insecta; Coleoptera; Curculionidae. Gene Ontology annotation, cellular component: nucleus. Gene Ontology annotation, molecular function: RNA polymerase II transcription regulatory region sequence-specific DNA binding; zinc ion binding; DNA-binding transcription factor activity, RNA polymerase II-specific.
GGCGUGCUACGAAUGCCGAUCGAUAGCUCAGUGAGCUUCGCAGACCAAAGCGAUUUAUUCGGUCGUUUCUAUGUAGUCACAGUUCGGUCGCAGUUCGCCCUCCUACCGUCAGCAGCUUCGAGAGCUCAGACCUCCUUUCCAACAACGUUGUUUGCUCGUAUUCAUGCGCAUGGAACACCGUGUAUUGAUCAAUCUUCUCAGUUCAACUCAGUUGUAGGCUUCCAGUUUGGGUGAUGGUACUACUACUCCGCGGACCAUAGACACUUUUUUAAGACUCGCCAGUUUUAUGGUUUCGAUUGAUCUAAAAUUCAAUACGUUUGUAGUGUUUUGUUUAUUACUCGCGUUGAUCGUCGGUUUUGAUCAGUUUUACCUGAAUUAAAACGGUUUAAAUAGUUUUACGAAGGCGCCUUGCUCUGUCGGGCGGAAUCGGGGCCACGGCGGCGAACGGAUACACAAAACAAAGAUGGCGGACUGGAUCGGUCUGUGAGAAGUUCUCUGACGUAUAGGUGCCGGUUAAAUACGAUUUUUACGAUUGGUUUGACUUUGAAAAUUCCUAAUUCGUAUUAAACUGACCUCGGAUAAGUGCGGGAUUAACAUAUGAUGGAUGAAACGGUCGAUACUAGCCCGGUUUCGGAGAAAACCGGUGAAAACGACAUGCUAAUUAACGGGGUUGAGCGGGAAAUGGAAGAAAAUUAUAAUGAACAUGAAGGGGAGGAAAAUCCUGAGGAAAGUCAUGCUGAACAUGAGGAGAAUCAUGUUGAUCAGGAUGAAAAUAAUGGAGUCGAAAGUGACCCAGAGGGGGAAGAUAUGGAGGAGAUGGAAAUUACCACGGAUUUGCCGGAUAUUGAAGUGGAGGCUUGCCGGCUGUGCGACGAUGUCAGUGAAAAGAUGUUUAAUAUUUUUGAGGACAAUCCUGAAGGGUAUCAGCUUAUUGGGCUUAUUAAGGAAAACUUGCCUAUAGUGUUAUACAAGACUGAUCCUCUGUCCAAACAAGUAUGUGAAAAAUGUGUUCUUAACCUGCAAAUUAUCAGCAGUUUAAAGAAACGGAGCCGGCAAACUCAGGAAAAAUAUGUAGAUAAACUAAAAUCUGAAUGUGACACUAAUGACAAAAACGUUCUGCUUUUCCUUGGAUGCACAGGAAGUAAGCUAGUGGACAAUGGAGAUGAUGAAGAGGAAGAGGAAGAAGAACUUAAAGACCAAGCUACUUCCACUGAAGACUUGACAAUCUUAUGUGCAAACUGUAAAACUUCAAUACUGGAUGCCAGUACUGUUAAUGGAGAACUGGAACUUUCUAGUAAUUUACAUGAAAUAAUCAAAGAUUCACUUAGGAGAAAUAGAGUUAUAACAGGUGAAAAUGAAAAAGUUUUAAGGCAAAGAAAGGUUCAACCUUUAUAUAAUGAUGAUUCAUUAUGUAGCAGUCUGACAGAUACCCCUGCUCCAGGAGUUGACGAUCUUUCUCCAUCCGAAGGCGGCCCAAGCGAUAUAGAGUCUGAAGAUAGCGAAGAGCGUCCAGCAAAACGUAGAAAAAUCGACGAAUCUUCCCGAGAAAUUCAAGACGAAAUUAACAGGGCUCUAGCAAAGAAAAAUGACAUGAACGGAGUAACUGACGAAGAUAGUCUCGAUAAAGAAGACGAAAGUUCAGAGAAAAACGAUAGCGAGGAAGAAUCUAAAAGGGAAGAGUACGAAAGAGCUAAGAAAGAACAAGAGGAGCAGUUAAAAAGGGAAAAGGAGGAACAAGAGACAAAAGACAAAGAAGAGAUGGAGAGGAUCGAACAGAUUAAAGUUAUUUGUGAGGAAAUAUUCAAAGAAGAACCUGACUUUACAUUUGAACCUUUAACACUUCUUGAAGCAGCUCUAAAUACCAUAAACGCCCAAAAUGUUCCAGAUUUUCAACCCCAGCAUUUUAAAACACAAUCUACCGUAUGCUUCUGUAAAAUGUGCGGGGAGGAGUUUAAAAAUGCUAAGCUAUUGGCACUUCACGAACCCACACACAUGGAUGUGGACAUGGAAGAAAAAAUUGAUAACCCUCAACAAUGGCCCAAAAAUCAUCAGUUUGCUAAAAUUAGAAAUAAGUGGUUGACUCGAUUUGAUGAAACCUUCGAUGAGUAUGAUGAUAUUGACGUUGAAGACAAGGAGGAUGAACUGUUGGUAGAAGAUACUGAAAAAACUAUGGCAAUGUCCAAAAAAGACGAAGUAGUACUCGUUGAUAUGAAACCAAUGGUGAACGGUGUAUACCUGGGAGAUUAUACCAAAGAAGAGCGCAAGGCGUUCUAUCAAUGUAUGAGAAUUGGCGGACAAACGAAAAGAUUUUGUCCACUUUGUAGAUAUUGCUUUAAGGACAACUGGGCCAUCGAAAGUCACUAUUUUUCAUUUGCUUGCUACUAUACUUGCAGACAUUGUGGUAUGAGGUUUAAUAAGCAAAGACACAGAUUUGAUGAUCAUACCAAAGAGCAUAAGAAAAAGAAGGAUCCUAUUUCCGAUAAGAUAUAUACCGCUAGUAAAGUGAAUAAUACAUUGCCAAAAGUGAUACAGCCUGAUAAAGUGAAGAAGGUUGUACCUGGAGAUCCGGAAAAACCAAGAGAGAUCAGGUUAGAGGAUUAUAUGUCACCACCAAUAAUAACCAAAGGUGGUUUUGACCAAAGGGGUACGAGAUAUAGUAAUAGUCCCGGACAAUUCCCACCAAAUUACCAAACCGUCAAGGUCAAAGAAGAACCCAAAGAUCCCAACAAUACAUCUGUAAAUAACAAAUCUCAAAAUCAGGCCUAUUUCUGUCGAAAAUGUUAUAAGGUCUUUUUUAAACUUGACGAAUUCAAUGCGCACAGUCGCAAUUGCGACUACAGCAGUUUCGCUCCUAUGCAAAGAACCAACUCGCCUAACUCUUUACCAAAAAUGGGGCCCAUAAAAGUAAAACAAGAACAAGGAGUUGAAAGAGGUAUGAACGGUAGCGUAAGUACUGGCGGACGACCUGUUAGAAAUUGUGCAAAGGAUAUCGGGCCAUAUAAGGACGAAGUUUAUAUACCAAAACAAAUCCUCAACGACACUAUACCUGGACCACCUCAAAGUUUCAUCUGCCACAUCUGUGGAACACCUUUCCCGACAAUUUAUUCUAGAAAUAGCCAUAUGCGAAUUCAUAAAGGAGAACAAGCCGGAGCAUCUCCCAGUAAUAAUGGACAUAGUCCACAAAUGAUGGCGCAACAAAAUAUCUUAAGACAGCGUCUACAGCAACAGCAACAGAACCAGCAAAAUUAUACUGCGCAAAGGGUGCAAGGUCAGGGAAUCAGUCAGCAACAAAGGCAGAUGCUGAUUCAGAGAAAGAUACAACAGCAGAGGGCGUUGCAACAGCAACGACAACAGCAGCAGGAACAACAGAACAAUUAUCAACAACAGUUUGAGGAAAUACGGGUUAAAGAGGAACCAGUGGACAGCUUCGAACCAAUGGUAGAAAUCCACGAAGGACACGAAAGUUCUCCUUCUCCACCGCCACCUCAAACACAGGUACCGCGAAAUAUCGGGGGCGGUGCGGUUUCUUUAACACCCAUCGUCAAAAAACCGGCCCUAAAUCCAAACAUUCAAAAGUUAAUAGCAAACAACCCCAAUAUCAGUUUGGCCCCCUCGAGAAAAUCCACCCCUCCAGCACAGCGAAAUGGCGAAAGAAAUCUUAUUAAAAACCAAGGAGGAUACCAAGGCCCUUACGCACCCAGUACGCAGAAUCAAGGCCAAAGUAGAGAGAUGAAUGUGACGCCACAAAUGAGAUAUAUUACGGUGUCUCCCAAUUUGAUGCCUAGCGAUGAUAAUAAAUCCUAUAAAUGUUCGAGUUGUUGGGAAGCGUUUUCGAAUAAGUCUCAUUUGUAUUUCCAUAAGAAGAAUCAAUGUGAAGGAUCGAGGUUCCCAUGCCCGUUUUGUAAGAAGAGGUUCGGAACGGAAGCCGCGUAUAGUUCACAUAUUUUUUAUUCACAUCCAGAAUAAACUGGUUAAUAACAAAAUCUAUUAAGUGUAAAGAUGUUUGUUGUAUAUAUAUUAAAAGAUCAAUUCUUUAUUCUUAGAUAUGCGAUUUUUGAUGCAGUUUAAUGUUUUGUUUUAUUUUUUUUGAUUUUACAAAAAGACUGAAAAAUGUUCUUUAUUUAUUCAAACAAGAACAAACUCAUAUGUGUGACAGUACGGCAUAAGUUAAGUUAAAUUAUUUAUUAAUUAUCCAAUAAUAUAUAAAUGUUUGCCUCAAGCCAAAAACCUGUUGUAUUUUUCUAACGUUCUUGCGUAGCUUUGUAGGUUUAUACAUAUAUUUUUUAAUUUCCUGUAUAUAUUUAUAAACUAGUUAUAUUAUUAUGACUUUCUCUAGUAUAUUAUAAAGAAUUAGAUAUUAAUAUUUCAAUUAAAUAAAAUCAGGAAAACAAUUCAA